Molecule: messenger RNA, 1549 nt
Organism: Aspergillus vadensis CBS 113365
Lineage: Eukaryota; Fungi; Ascomycota; Eurotiomycetes; Eurotiales; Aspergillaceae
Exons: 1
Coding region: 41-1264 (407 amino acids)
Molecular function (GO): protein binding
Source: RefSeq, a predicted model, not a curated record
CCCCGGUGGAACCUGGAUAGCGCCAGCCUGCUCUCCGGCCAUGGCGUCGGUGACUCUUGAAAGUCUUCCGGUGGAGUUAAUCGAGGAAAUUGUGGCUUGGCUAGACUUCCACGAUCACUGCGCUCUGCGUCUGACUGGACGCACCAUCUCUGUCAAAUCGUCUAAUGCUGCAUUUCGGAAUUAUUUCCUUUCCAAGAAAUUGGAAGUCGCGGAGGCCCCGCUUGAGCAGUUUGUUGGAAUUACCCAGCCAGGACGGUUCGGGCUUUGGGUCCAGGAUCUCACUUUGUAUGCACCUCCAUCACAAUCAUACGUUGAAGAUGAAGAUACCGGAGAACUCUUCCCCAUUAACCCCAGAAUAAUUGAGUUACUGGCACAAGGGUUCGAGAACAUACGUGAUAACUCCCCACACGAUGAACCGUUAUCAAUAACGCUCAGAAUUCUUGGGGAAGGUGUCAAGAGAAACGCCGCCGCCAGGGUAUUCCGGGUCACACUGUCAGCUCUUCGAAGCACUGGGCUGUCUGUCUUGUCAUUGGAUGGGUUUGCAGACGGGUUUUACCACCGUCCUGUUGGACAUGGUAGCUUUCCUAUCAGCGAAUUCCCAGAGGCUUUAUACGGCGGCAGCACGGCGGAUCUAAAUAGGCUGGCGACGACCUUCCACACAUGCAGGAAGAUUCGUCUAGGCUUGGCACACGACAUAUACAAGUUCGAUUCUGAGAGCGUCCGGGAAUUCAACUUUAGUCGAAACAGACUUUUUGAGUUGCCACCAAGCUACGAGGAAGCCCGCGAAAGCACCCGAUCACUGUCUGAAUUUCUGAAUCUGUGUGCCCCAACUCUAGAGGAGUUGCACUUGUCAUGGGAGUCUGACCCUUUUGAAGAUACAGCCGGAGUGGUAGAGAAUACCUACUUCUUCCGUCGAGUACAGGAGUCUUGCCGUUUUUCGAUCCUGAAGAGGUGCACAUUGUGUCAUUUGCACAUGUCCGAAGCCACGCUUCUGGCCUUCUUCCAUCCUCUCACUAGGCUCGAAUAUAUAAGACUAGAUUACAUUUCGAUCGACGGUGAAUAUGACGAGUUCUUUCGGCUCCUGUCUACGACGAUGCCAGAAUUGAAUUACUUGCGCCUCCAGUCUAUGUUUGAUGCCACCGGGGUCCUUAGAUAUCCGGGAGAACCCCGCGAAAAUAGGAUACCACGUCCGAAGAAUAUCCUUCGUUUUCCUGGUAUCAUUCGGACAGGAGCUGAUGCUAGGAGGCUAGUGGUAGGCAGGUAAUGAUUAUUGAUUCUAUCUGUUUGUGAAGGAAUAGGUCUCUCGGUCAUGGCCUUACCUAGCAUUUGAGUUGCAAAAAGACGGUGGAAUCACAUCGAACGAACGGCUGGAACUCCACGGCUUUUUUGCAAGCCAUCCAGUUGAAACAAUCUACCCCCCCCUCUUGAGGGAGCGUGUGAAUGACUAGCAGUGUGGCGCUUCGACCAAGUAAUCCAGCCCUGAAAACACAGAAACUAUCUGCUUGGACAUACAUGUGUGGUGCUGAAUAAUGUCAAACUUCAAAAUCUG